This is a messenger RNA of Cucurbita maxima (winter squash), 1505 nucleotides long. RefSeq names its product serine--glyoxylate aminotransferase-like. Lineage: Eukaryota; Viridiplantae; Streptophyta; Magnoliopsida; Cucurbitales; Cucurbitaceae. Gene Ontology annotation, cellular component: peroxisome. The coding region runs from base 238 to 1443 and encodes 401 amino acids. The record is from RefSeq and is a predicted model, not a curated record. The transcript has 6 exons. Gene Ontology annotation, molecular function: L-serine:pyruvate transaminase activity; L-alanine:glyoxylate transaminase activity.
GCAAAGGCAGCCAUCCAAUAAACGAAAGGAAACAAUUUGGUGUGGGUAUUAUCUGCCACGGCGACGCCUGAUUGGAACCCAUCUCCAAAUCUCUCUUAUAUCAAAGAAUUCUCAACUCUCUGCUCUGUUCUUUGUCAUUUCUCAGUUUCUCUGCCCCAACUUCCACGGAAAUCAUUUCUACCACACCAUUCCAUUUCUCUCUCGAGCUGAAAACUGACAGAAUUUUGAGAAGGAAAAAUGGAUUAUGUAUAUGCACCUGGAAAAAACCAUCUGUUCGUCCCGGGGCCGGUUAACAUACCGGAACCAGUUCUGCGGGCGAUGAACCGAAACAAUGAGGAUUACCGUUCUCCUGCUAUUCCUGCAUUGACAAAAACUCUUCUUGAAGAUGUGAAGAAGAUUUUCAAAUCUACUACUGGAACCCCAUUUAUGAUUCCCACAACUGGUACUGGUGCCUGGGAGAGUGCUCUUACAAACACACUGUCUCCUGGAGAUAGGAUUGUGUCCUUUCUGAUUGGCCAGUUUAGUCUGCUCUGGAUUGAUCAGCAGCAGCGCCUUAACUUCAACGUUGAUGUCGUGGAGAGCGAAUGGGGCCAGGGUGCCAAUCUUGAUGUCCUGGAAUCGAAGCUUGCUGAGGAUGGCGGGCAUACGAUUAAGGCAAUUUGCAUUGUCCAUAACGAGACAGCCACGGGCGUCACGAACGACUUGUCUAAAGUUCGGUUCCUACUUGAUAAGUACAAGCAUCCUGCACUUUUGCUGGUCGAUGGAGUGUCGUCGAUAUGUGCACUUGAUUUUCGGAUGGAUGAAUGGGGAGUCGACGUUGCUUUAACCGGUUCCCAAAAGGCUCUUUCUCUCCCAACAGGAAUUGGAAUCAUAUGUGCCAGCCCGAAAGCGCUCGAGGCGUCCAAAACUUCAACAUCAGUUAAAGUUUUCUUUGACUGGAAAGACUACCUCAAGUUCUACAAACUAGGAACAUACUGGCCAUACACUCCUUCCAUUCAGCUCUUGUAUGGACUAAGGGCAGCUCUUGAUCUUCUUUUCGAGGAAGGUAUCGACAAUGUGAUCGCUCGACACAGCCGUCUUGGCAAAGCGACGAGGCUUGCUGUGGAGGCUUGGGGGUUGAAGAACUGUACACAAAAAGAGGAAUGGUACAGUGAUACUGUGACUGCUGUGCUUGUUCCUUCUUAUAUCGACAGUUCAGAAAUUGUGAGAAGGGCAUGGAAGAGAUACAAUUUGAGCUUGGGACUUGGACUGAACAAAGUUGCUGGCAAAGUCUUUAGAAUUGGUCACCUUGGAAACCUUAAUGAGCUGCAAUUGUUGGGAUGUCUUGCUGGUGUGGAAAUGAUACUCAAAGAUGUAGGGUACCCUGUUAAACUAGGGAGUGGAGUUGCUGCAGCUAGUGCAUACUUGCAAAAUACCAUCCCUCUCAUUCCUUCAAGGAUUUAGUUUAUCUGUCAUGCCCAUGUAAUGUAAUUAACUUCCAUUUUCUUCAUUUCCAAUGCUCUGUA